Messenger RNA from Aphis gossypii (cotton aphid), 6410 nucleotides. Its product is annotated as mediator of RNA polymerase II transcription subunit 23-like. Lineage: Eukaryota; Metazoa; Arthropoda; Insecta; Hemiptera; Aphididae. Gene Ontology annotation, cellular component: mediator complex; transcription regulator complex. Gene Ontology annotation, biological process: regulation of transcription by RNA polymerase II; positive regulation of gene expression. The transcript has 21 exons. The record is from RefSeq and is a predicted model, not a curated record. Bases 303 to 4610 code for a protein of 1435 amino acids.
AAGUCUCUAAAUUCUCAAAUAUAACAGUCUGUGUACCUGAAUACUAGCGGCUAGUGUGUACACAUUCGUGCGUUAACAAUUGUAGUUUAUAUUUAAAAGUAUAACCGGUGUUAUUGAAUCCCUAAUUAAUAAUAUAAUAUUAUGAUCGUGAUGUCAUUUAAUGUUAUGCUUUAUCGUGUGAGCUUCAUUGCGUUAUUGUAAAAAUUGUGGAUUUUCUGUCUCUUAGUACAUUGUUUAAUUACAAAAUGUUUUUGAUAGAAUGAUUAGUGUUUUGUGAUCGAAUUACGACGGUAUACAUCAAUAUGACUACCAACAAUAUGACGGCGGAAACCGGUCUCAAUCAAAUACUCAACGAAAUAGCGAAAGUUGACGAAUUGGUUGAAGCAUUUAAUGGAUAUAUUCAAAAAGAUUCUCUAAAGAACUGUGAACAAAUCGAAAAAUUAUUUACGAUGCUUACUAAUAUAGUUAUUCGGUUAAAUGAUGAACAAUUAAGCAUGAGUAUUAAAAUUAUAUUAAAAGUUGCUUCUACACAAACAGUUAGUGUGCGCCAAAAAGUUUUUCUUAAUAUGCUUCAAAAAUUAGUUCAAAAACAUGGUGUUUCUUCAAGGUUGAUGUGUGAAUGUAUAAUUAAUUCUGAAUACCUUGUAUAUACCAAUUCUGAAUUCUGGAUAGAGUGUUUUCAUAUAAUUAAAAGCAUAUUAGCUACAGUUGACUAUAAAGGAGUUAGAGAAAUAAUGAAAGGUUGUUUUGAAAAAGUGGUUGCAAUGCCAAAAGCAUUACCUGCAUCUGUAUUACCUCAGUUUCUUGCACUUGAAGAAGUUAUUCGAUAUAUAUUUGAUAGAGAAGCUUGUCUGCUUCCUGGGUAUUUUGUUAUUAAUGAAAUACUCAAAGUAUACAAUGAAAACAAGGGAUGGCCACAUUGGAAAUUGGGUUGUUUGGUAUCAAAUUUUGUGGAGAGCUUUCGUGGUGCUGCACAAAUGACAACAAUGAUUGGUCAUUCUUCCAUGUUACCUGUAGUAGAACAUUCUGGUUAUGGUGAUCACUUGAUUACUCCGUGGAAAUUAGAUCCAAAUACAUUAAAACUGAGUUUAAAAGGGAAUAUACCAUACCCUAAACAACUAUUGCUACCACAAACAAAACUAUUAAGAUAUGUACUUGAACAGCCUUAUUCUAGAGAUAUGGUUUGCUCCAUGCUUGGUCUACAGAAAAUGAAUAAACAAAGAUGUAUUGUAUUGGAAGAACAGUUGGUAGAAUUAAUAAUUAGAUCAAUGGAAAAAAGUGAUAAAGAAGUGACAGAAGGCACAGAUCCAGAAGAAAACCACUGGCUAUGGUUACAUAUUUCAAGUCAAUUAAUCUACUUUAUAUUAUUCCAAUUUUCCGUGUUCCCAAAUAUUGUCAAUGCUCUUCAUGAAAAAUUAUUAAAAAAAGAUUUACACAGAUCAAGAGAUCGUUUAAUGUGGGUACUUUUACAAUACAUAUCAGGAAGUAUUCAACGAAAUUCACUUGAAAAUAUUUUGCCUGUAUUGAAACUGUAUGACUUACUGUAUCCUGAAAAAGAACCAUUACCUGUUCCUGACACUAGUAAUGCACUUUGCACUCAUCAAAUGGCUGUUACUUGCAUUUGGAUUCAUUUAUUACGUAAAGCUCUUAUGGACAAUAUUAAAUUCCAUAGACCAAUACCAUUAGCUUUAAAAGCACAUCAUGAUUAUUUACAGAUGCUUGUACAGCCUUCAAAUAGUGCUUUGUGUAUGGGUAGUGAUUACCGUGUACCAUUAUUGUGCAAUGCAUUUUCAACAAAUAAUGAAUGUUUAUCUCGUCCAAUGGCAGCUCUUGUAGAUGCUGUGUUAGGGAGUAGUAGUAAUCGAGGUAUAUCUGGUGUAACAUCCAAUACACAGCAGUCAACUCAGUCGCCAGUAAUAACACCUGCAGUAGGUGGUACAUCUCCAGUAGCUUCGGUGCCAGGUUCUGGUGGUACUACAAGUCCAAUUAGUGGGAAUGCCUCUUCUUCUAAUGCCAUGGGUCCAACUACUCCUCUCAGUAUGGCUGUUUUAGAUUCAUUGACAAUUCACGCAAAAAUGAGUUUAAUUCAUAGUAUAGUGACUCAUGUACUGAAGUUGGCGCAGUCUAAGUCUAAUUUAGCACUGGCACCCGCGCUCGCAGAAACAUACAGUAGACUUUUAGUUUACACUGAAAUAGAAUCAUUGGGAAUCAAAGGAUUUAUAAGUCAAGUAUUACCCACUGUUUUUAAAUCUCAUGCAUGGGGAAUUCUAUACACUCUGUUAGAGAUGUUCAGUUAUAGAAUGCAUCAUAUUCAGCCACAUUAUAGAGUUCAACUUCUUUCUCAUUUACACAGUUUGGCUGCAGUACCUCAAACUAAUCAAACUCAACUCCAUUUAUGUGUGGAAAGCACUGCAUUAAGACUGAUUACUGGGCUCGGGAGCAAUGAAGUGCAACCUCAAUUAUCUCGAUUUUUAAGUGAACCUAAAACUUUAGUGUCAGCUGAAUGUGAAGAACUCAACCGUGCACUUGUCUUAACAUUAGCUAGAUCCAUGCAUAUUACAGGCACAUCAGCUAGCCAAGAAGGAUCUUGGUGCAAAGAGUUACUGACUACAAUUAUGGCCAAUACACCACAUACUUGGGCUCCACAUACAUUACAAUGUUUUCCUCCUGCACUUGCAGAUUUUUUUGUUCAUAAUCCAAUUACUAAAGAAAACAAACAGCAGCUAAAAAAAGCAGUCGAAGAAGAAUAUCGAAAUUGGGCAUCAAUGACUAACGAAAAUGAUAUCAUUGCACAUUUUUCUGUUCCUACUGCUCAUCCAUUGUUCUUAUGUCUUCUAUGGAAAAUGAUAAUAGAAACUGACAGAAUUAAUCCAAUUGCUUAUAAAAUAUUGGAGCGAAUAGGUGCUCGAGCUUUAUCUGCACACCUUCGCAAGUUUUGUGAUUAUUUGGUAUUCAAAUUUGCUGUAUCAGAAGAAGGCCAACAUGUUAAUAAAUGUGUGGAUGCUAUCAAUAGCAUGAUUUGGAAGUACAAUAUUGUUACAAUUGAUCGCCUUGUUUUGUGUCUUGCACUUCGUACUCAAGAGGGUAGUGAAGCACAAGUGUGUUUUUUUAUUAUACAGUUACUCUUAUUUAAAGGUGCUGAAUUCAGAGCUCGAGUGUGUGAAUUUGUUAAAGAAAAUUCACCUGAACACUGGAAACAAUCUAAUUGGCAUGAUAAACAUUUAGCAUUUCAUAGAAAAUACCCUGAAAAAUUUGCCCCUGAAGGAAUUUUGGAUCCUGCAUCAUAUCAGCCUUUGCCAGUGUAUUUUGGAAAUGUUUGCCUAAGAUUUUUACCGGUUUUUGACAUAGUUAUUCAUAGAUACCUUGAAUUACCACCAGUAACCAAAUCGUUAGAAACUCUCUUGGAUCAUUUGGGAUGCUUGUAUAAGUUCCAUGAUCGUCCCGUCACAUAUUUAUAUAACACAUUGCAUUAUUAUGAAUCCAAAUUACGUGAUCGACCAUCAUUAAAACGUAAACUUGUAUACGCGGUACUUGGAUCACUAUGUGAAACACGUGGCUGCUGGACACUAUCUGAAGCGUAUCAGAGGUACAACAUACAAACACCAACAUCUACAAAUGCAAAUUCUAUGGGUACUAGUACUGAUGUCACAGUUACACCUGCGGUGGCUCCUAUAUGGGUGCCUGAUCUCGAAUAUUAUGUUAUGCUGGUCAAACGAAUUACAGACACCAUGAAUGGAAAUGUGAAGUUUCCAAACAUAGACUGGAGAUUUAAUGAAUUCCCCAAUCCUGCUGUUUACGCACUUUACAUGACAUGUGCAGAACUCAUGGCUUUACCUCUAACUCCAGCUUCAGUGGCUAAUUCUUUACUUGAUGUCGUGAUGCAAAGGUAUACUGAAAUCCCAUCACAUGAAAUACAUUGUUGGAUAAACAGUAUUGGCCUUAUAAUGUCCUCAAUGCCAGAACCAUUCUGGGUGACAUUACAAGACCGAAUCAUGCAAAUGAUGCAAAGUCCUGGUUUGGCCACAUGGAAAUAUGCACACACACCAUUCCAAUUAUUUAAUUUUGAUCUUGCUCAUAGUUGUAUGCUUGACAACAGGUUUAUUUACAUGUUAGCCUUGGCACAUGCCACAUGGCAUCACGCUGGUGUUGGACAUAUAGCUUCUAUACCACCGUUUGUAAAAGAAAAGCUUGGUCCAUCAGUGUAUAGCGAAGAACAAUUCAUAUUUUUAUGUCAUCUGGUUGCACCAUUCUUAUCUCGUUAUAAUCUUGAUAAGCCAUCACCGUCUAUAGUAGACAUCACUGUUGAACUAUUUAAUGCUUUGGAAAGAAUGGACAAACAUGUUCAGACUCUACGUUACAUGGAUCCAAUCUGCGAUCUAUUGUAUCACAUUAAAUAUCAAUAUGUAGGAAAUUUAAUGAAGACUGAAGUGGAAGAGAUUGUGUACCGCCUUAGACUGCCCUUACAAAAGAAAUUAAGGUUUAUUACACAAUUAAGUUUAGCAGAAGUUGAGGCGAUGAAUCAACCAAGUGCAGAUCCUGUUGUGAUUACAAAUGGCACAAAUGGCACUGCAACGCCUCAAAACACUAACACUGCAUCAGUACCACAGUAAUUGGUUAAACUUAAUAAACAAUUCGUUUUUAUUAAUGUAUUAUAUUAUAAAUAAUUUAUACAAUACAAUAAAAUUAAAGUUUUUUUAAAAAUGUUAUCAUAAUUGAUAAAUUAAAAACCUGAUCUUAUGAUAAUUAUAGGGAAAUUAUACAAGUAGAUAUAAUAUAUUCUUUCUAGCCCAGUUUUGAUUUUUCUUAGCCCAGCCUUGUUUUCUUCAAUUUUUUAAGCCAUAUAAAAUUUAUGACGUAGUCUAACUCAGUCUUCAAUUUUUAGGUUAUAUUGUAACCCCAUGGUAAUGUAUCAGUCUGACCCUUAACUAAAUAUCUUUUAUCAUCAAAUGCCCUAAGCCUUUUUUUUAUUUUGUUUAAUGGUACAUAAUUUAUAUAUAUUAUGUUUUGUAAUUUAAUCAGUUUUUGAUUUAUAGUCUUAUUAUUAUUUUACAUUAAUUAUAAUUACAACUUAUAUAAGAUUGCUAGAAAAUCUUUUCGUAACACUUAGCAUAUUGCUAACACGUCAUUUUUAAAAUGUGUCCUUGUCUCAAAGUUUCUUACAAAUCCUUCUUGAUUUUUUCAAACAAUCGAUGCUAAUUAAAUUUAUUUUACAAUAACAUCUGUUUUGUUCAUUUGAAUUAAUGUAUCUAUCGAGAUUAAAAUCUUUUUGUGUUUUCUUUAGCUUAAUAAUAACUAAAAUGUUAAUCCUUUGAAAAAAUUUAUCUGAUUUUUAAAAUAUUAAAGGGGCGAUGAGUAAAAAACAGUUGGGAAAAACUGCUCUAGAUAGCUAUAGAAUAGUUAGUUACAAGUUUUAAGGUAUUAAUUUUCUAUUCAAUCAAAGAUACUGAAAUUUCAAUCUUGUCAUUACUAAAGUUCGACUCUUGAUUUUCUUUUUUUUUUAGUCUCUAGCAGGGACGCCCGCAGAAAUGUAACUCAGGGGGGGCAAAAAAAUUGCAAGUACCUAAAUAGGUACUUGUGGGAAGAUUUACUGCUUCAUCUUUCAUCUACUAAUACUUUGUUAUAGUAUCAAUAUUACAGUAUCAUUAAUAAUUGUUUAAAAAGCUUAACUAAUUUCAGUUUAUAUAAAAUUACACUAUUAGUUCUUAUAUUUAUUAAAAAAUAUAAAAUAAAGUUUAAACUAAAAACAAAUUUUUGUGAAUGAAUUUACAUAUUACAUCAUAUUUUAUUAUUUUAUUCAAAAAGUAAUGACAAUCUCCUUUUGUUUGAAGCAAAUAAAUUAAAUGAAUCAUCAAUUUGUUGAUUAAAAAAUUGUAUUUUGAAUCAAUUUUUAAUUGAUUUAAAAAUUAACGAUAAAUGUACCUAUAAAAAUAAUAAUGUACCUAAUAAUAUCUGUCAAAAAGUUUCAAUUUCCGUCGACGAUCAUAAUGUUUUUUUUUACAAUUGAAUACCUCCUUUAUGACUUGUUAGAUACCAGGAUUGUCCAAUAGUCGCUAAAUACCUAAGACCAGCUUUAAGUAAAAAAUUUCCAUUUUUGUAACUAACACGAAAAAUCUCAGGGGGGGCAAUUGCCCCUACUCCCCCCCCUUCCGGGCGUCCCUGGUCUCUAGCACAAUUCAUUUGUAGCUUAGUCAAGUGGAGCGUUAGUGUCAGUUUGGGAGAUUUUUAACUAUGAAAUAUUAGUCGUUAAAAAUUGUUAAAUAUGACCUAAAAAUUUAAGAAAACAAGGCUGUGUUAGGAAAAAUCAAAACUGGGCCAGGAAGAAUGUAUUACAUCUACUUAUACAUAUUAUAAAAAUAAAGAUUUUUUUAUAAUUAGUUUUUUUAGAAAAAUAUAUGAAAUAUGUAUAAUUA